UUGUCGAGUCAUACCACAGAAGACAGUAAAGACAACACCCGAUGGUGAGAGUCGCGACUGCACGGUGAGAAGCAAAGAGUUUACGACCCGACAUGCCACCUCACAUGGAGUACUUUUACCACGAAUCCCGUGUCCCCUCCGGUUGCGGACUGACCCGGGAGGACGAGCUGGAGCAGGGGGUCAUCAGUUGCAUGCUGGUGGGCGACGGCGCCGUGGGCAAGACCAGCAUGAUAGUCAGCUACACUUCCAAUGGAUACCCGGUGGACUACAAGCAGACCGGUUUUGACGUCUUUUCCGGUCAGGUCCAAGUGGAUGGAUCUCCAGUCAAAGUUCAGCUGGUGGACACUGCAGGACAGGAGGAGUUUGAUGAGUUCCGAUCGCUGUCCUACUCGCACACGGACGUCUUCCUGCUGUGCUUCAGCAUGGUCAACCCCACAUCCUUCCACAACAUCACCAAGAAGUGGGUGCCCGAGAUCCGUUCCUCCAACCCCACCUCGCCCAUUGUCCUGGUGGGCACGCAGUCGGACCUCCUGUUGGACGUCAACGUGCUCAUUGGCCUGGACCGCGCUAGCGUCAAGCCCGUGGCCAGCUCACGGGCGCGAGCGAUGGCGGAGAAGAUCCGAGCGGAGGAUUACGUGGAGUGCUCGUCGCUCACGCAAAAGAACCUGAAGGAGGCGUUUGACGCCGCCAUCUUCGCCGCCAUCAAGAACAAGGCACGGCAGGCCAAGAAAAGGCGGUCGUCGGACAGGCGCGCCAAGGCCUUCUCCAGGUGCAGCUGGAAGAAGUUCUUCUGCUUCGUCUGAGUCGGCCGGGACUGUGGACAUGAGUUCUGACCUUAUGUGCAGCGUUUGUCGGUGCAAGUGACAUUCAAAGGACUGUGUCCUGUUUACGUCUAUUUGGCUCGGAAUACCCAGGUACACGAACCAACACCCUACCAAUGGUUCUUCUGGUGUACCUGUUACAUUGUAAAAUGUUAUCGAGCUGCAAAUUGGACAGAAAGCUUUUUGAGCAUUUAUUCAGUAUCCUCGAUAUCCAGAUCCAUGUGCUAGUACGCUCUCAAUAGAAAGACAAUUCAGUCUCAAGGACACACUAGGAAAACGAGUGUGCCUUAUUUGAAGACAAAAAAUGCGCUACUUGACAAUCGCGUGCUGCCGGUACGACAAAUGACAUAAAAGUCAUCAAGUUUGCAUCUUGUGCUUCACUACUAGUAUUAGUAGCGCACAGAUGUCAAGUAUUGUAGAGUUUUGCCUCACUUAUAACAUGUAGCUGUCCUAUUAGCAUGCCCACGUUGUACGACUCGUGUGUAGAAAAGUCGUACAUCAGUGGAAGGCAGAGUGGAAAAACACUGCAGUGCUAAGUGAGUUGCUUUGCAAGUGCAAGUUUACGACGGCUUGCGAGGGCCAAGAGCAUACAAGAGCGACAUCAAACGACUUUCCAUCGGUAUGCGUUGGACGUGUUGGCAGACAUGUAUUUUACCUCAAUCUGGAAUCAGGCGAAUAUACGCAAUCCAGAGGGGCUGGGGUGGGGUAGGGGUCUUCGGUUUACAACAGUUCUGUUGCCAUGGCGGUGGGGUAACCUGAAUUUGUACAUAAGUCGGGGCACAUCACUAACCUAUGCUAACGCGAUCGCAAAGUUAUCACUCUGGUCGAUAUAUGUACCAUAGAUGUGCGCAAAACACUUUUAAACCCAAUUUCAUGAGAUUUAACAACGACUUUGUAGCUGUAUUGGAGUGUGCCGUACUCUUUUCACUCACCAAAAAGUCUGUCAUAAUUUCAACAAAUAUAACCCUCAUGAGAUUUCCUCUCACACAAUGUAAACAUCCAAACUGUUCGGCUAUUUUGUUGAGCAGGGACAACAUGCAAACGACCUCAAUUUGCAUGAUCGUUUGUGUGCUUGUGUGUGUGCUGUGAAACAGUGAGGGUGCGAAGCCCAGUUUCAGCACACGGGCGUCAGUAAGCUCUGCUCUUUUGUUGUUUUUGUUUUAAACGCGUCAACCUCCGCGUCGAGUUGUGGUGCAAAAAAAGCGAGGUGCCACAUUCUUACCUGAGUGCUAAAAGGCCGCUGCCCGAACUGGUUUUCGUGCCUUAAUUAUGUGACGCUGACCUUUUGUAAUGUUGCGAAAAGGAACGCACGUACCGCAUCACUUUGACUCAGCUAUAAGAGCAGGAAACAGGUUACAGGAGAGCAGCGUUGACCUUCGGCCCUCUAGAUGACCGUCAGUCGAGAUUCAUUCGAUCGCGGUUGUCAAACUCAACCUUUGUCGGCAGACAUUUUGGAAGUGUGGUUUCCCUAAAACAAAAAACAAACAUCAAUGAGCUAUCACACGGUGAUUACCCCCCAAUGUAAAACAACAGAGUGAUAUUUUGCACUCCAGUCUAAUCACAACAUGACAUGUUGAUAUUCUUCAUUAGAACCGGAUGUUUAUUAUGCUUCUUGUGGAAGUGGCCUGAAUGAAUUCUGUUUGUUCAAACAACUGUUUAUUUUCAAUGUAAAUGUUUUUUUUUCCUUCUUUUGUAUAACUUAAGUGCUAUUGUGUCGCACUCUCCUCUAACCCAUGUGUCUUUUUAUUUACAUGUCAGAGCGAUGUGACGCAAAUAAAUGAAGUGCAAAUUACA
Messenger RNA from Hippocampus zosterae (dwarf seahorse), 2615 nucleotides. It is a transcript of the gene rhov, whose product is annotated as ras homolog family member V. Gene Ontology annotation, biological process: small GTPase-mediated signal transduction. The record is from RefSeq and is a predicted model, not a curated record. Lineage: Eukaryota; Metazoa; Chordata; Actinopteri; Syngnathiformes; Syngnathidae. Gene Ontology annotation, molecular function: GTPase activity; GTP binding. The transcript is spliced from 3 exons. Bases 93 to 803 code for a protein of 236 amino acids.